AAAAGAAAAACUGUGAGUUAUGGAAAUGAAAUUUCCAGGAAGAUACAUAGAACGUGCCUGCAAUAUUCACACUAAGGUCAAAGUCAAUAGCUUCUUAACCUUAUCUUCAUCUCCUUGUCAUAUAUAUACACACACACGUAUCAUAUACAUAUACUUUUCAAUCCCUCAAAUCGCUCGGGAAAGAUGUAUGUUACAAGGCGAUUGUCAGAAUACCAGAGAAACCCACCACCGGAGCUGACGCAGACUCCCCCGGAGGGACCGAACUCAGGCGUGUUGGUGAUUCAAGACGAAGAGUCACAGCCUCAGUGUUGUUUCGGUUUGUGUUACGACUCCGAACUCAGAGGCUUUCCAUUUCCGCAGAACGCGAAGCUCACCGUGAGAUAUACGACCGGAUCUGGAGAGCAUCGAAGAGUUUCUCGAAACCCUGUCGUGUUCAUCCCUGUUCUUGGUCAGCCUCUGUCUUCGAAUCGUUACUACGUCGUAAAACGGCGCGGGAAGCAUUCAGGAGAGGCUCAUGUUUGUGCGAAAGAAGAGGACAGAGUCCCCUGCUGCUUUUGCCUCAGCUACGUCCCUGACGCUAAACCGAAACCGCUAAAUCCUCAUGACAUCUACCAGCAAUUUGAGAUCUUUCCAAGAAGAUCAUCAAACCGACAUUUCUCCGCGAAAUCCAUUGCUCCAGAUGGAGUGCCUCCACAUUUCUUGAGGAGAAAAGGCUGGACGAUGGAAUACUCGACUUCCGAGAGCUUCGGCCUCAGAGAUGAUGCAAAGGGCAUAGACAGAAAGCUUCGUAACGAGCUUCCUGAUCUGGAUAUGAGCGUCACGGUCGGAAAAUGGUACGUGCCUUUCAUAUUCGUUAAGGAAGGAGAGGUCAAGGAUCAGAUCAAGAGAUCAAUGUAUUACAGCAUGACCCUUGAACAGAGCUGGGAAGAGGUUUACUCGCAGAAAAAUAUUCAUAAUGAAGGCCAUGAAGUUGUAGUUGAAGUAGAUACUGAAGCAGAAGUGGUGAAGCUGGAAGGGAAAGUGAUCGCGCAGAGUACAAGAAGGGUGGAUGCAGAAGGGAUGAUCGGGUUCUCGGGAGAGGAGGAGAAGAACAUAGGUUUGGGGUCGGCAGUCGUGGAGAGGAUGAGAUGGGAAGAGGAGAGGUUCGGGUGGAGAAGCAGAGACGAUAACCGAGUGGGGAUUGUCAAGAGAUCACAGAAAGUGGAUUGGAAGAGCUAUAAGUGUUAUGUUCUGGUUGAGAGCUUUGUAUUGAAGAGAAUGGAUGGGAGCUUGGUCUUGACAUAUGAAUUCAAGCACGGCGACAAGUUGAAGGACAAGUGGGACUGAGGUUUCUCGAUAUCUUUGUUGACGUCUCUGAGACAAAACCCAUCUGAUCUUUUUCAAUCUUCUUUCAUCUCCAUCAAUGUCUGCAGCAUCAGAUUCAUUCCAUCUGUUCUGCAGACUUUGAAGAAUUGCUGUAAUUUCCAUCUUGAUCUUGAUGUGUCGGAAACUUGAUUUGCUGUGUUCUUUGAUUCAGUGAGUGAUGCAAAUUUCAGGUACACAUGUUUCUUUUCCCUC
Messenger RNA from Tarenaya hassleriana, 1557 nucleotides. RefSeq lists its product as uncharacterized. The record is from RefSeq and is a predicted model, not a curated record. The transcript has 2 exons. NCBI's taxonomy places the organism in Eukaryota, Viridiplantae, Streptophyta, Magnoliopsida, Brassicales, Cleomaceae. Bases 184 to 1326 code for a protein of 380 amino acids.